AUGGCUGGAAAUGGCCUGGUGAAGAUCGAAGAAGAAUUACUUCAUUUAAAUCCAACAUACAAAAUAUUGUCCGCACGUGAUGGUGAUGCGUGUCGCCAAUUAGCAUUAGUUAAGAAAAAAUUUUCAUUGCAUGAAAAAUUUUCCGUCGAUUCAGUCUAUGGUGAAUAUGAAUUGGAAGCACUAGAUUUAUUAAAUAUUGAUGAAGAUACUUUAUCAACAAAAAAUAAAACUGAUGAUAAUCAAUCGAAUAUUCAAUUGAAAAUUACAACAUAUGAUUUGUUUGAUAAUGAUCAAUUUCAAUCAUCGAUGGAUGGUAAUUAUUUAAUUAAUAUUUUACCAUUUGUUCAUCAAUCAUCAAAUCAUUACGUUUUAUCAUCCAAUCAUGAAUUAAAGAAUGAUAAUCGUUUACUACAUAAUGAAGUUUUAACAGAUGGUAAUCAAUUUGGUGAUGAUAAUAUUUCACUAAAUCAUGAUUACGUACAAAUUAAUUGCAUUUUACCAGAAAUAGAACAAUAA
Messenger RNA from Rotaria sordida, 516 nucleotides. Lineage: Eukaryota; Metazoa; Rotifera; Eurotatoria; Philodinida; Philodinidae. The record is from the annotation of a GenBank genome assembly.